AUGGAUACCUCUUUUAGACCUGGUGCCGCCGGGAUCGGUCUCGCGGUCGGACAGAUUGGUGUUGGAAUCGGCGCAGCAGUCGGUCACGCUUCUGUGGUCAAUCGGAAUCUGUCCAAGGCCAACCUUGAUAUGUUCUUACCAAACGGCCUUGAGAUAUGUAUUGGAAAGACCAAAGAUCUCGAAGCUGAACUCGGUCUUAACCCGGCUUCCUCACAAUCCCAGUCUCUCUUCGGUGCAACACCAGGGCAAAGAUGCGCACAGUACGGUGAUAUGAUCGCACCUCUUUCUCAAGUUCUAUCACCACUGGAACAGAGUGGCCGCAAUGAUCCAAUUGCCAAGCUCGGCCGGGGCCUCGCUAGUCGGGGAGAUCAAAAGAAGGUGCAAAAAGCGGAGAAAGAUAUGGCGAAGAAAGGAGGAAAGAACAAGAAGCUAGAUUCUUUAGAAGGAGGGCUGAAAUGGCUCAUAAUUCGGAAAGCUUCAGCAAAUGCCGUGGCCCAUUGGGAGCAAACCCUCGAUCAAAGCAAUGCUGCCAUACAGCAAGAGAAUAGAAUGGCCGAGCAAAGCAGAUAUGGUCGGAGAAACUAA
Molecule: messenger RNA, 585 nt
Organism: Penicillium verhagenii
Lineage: Eukaryota; Fungi; Ascomycota; Eurotiomycetes; Eurotiales; Aspergillaceae
Exons: 3
Coding region: 1-585 (194 amino acids)
Source: RefSeq, a predicted model, not a curated record